AGCACUAUAAAUAUCAAGCAUUGACAAAUCUUCUUCCUUAGUCUUCGCCGAAAUUCGGAGUGGGAGUGGGAGCUGGAACGAAAGCGAUUUUCCUGUUCUCUUCCCCAUUUUUCUUCGUCGUUCAAUUCUGUAGGUGACUGGUAACAUUUAUCUUGGGAUCAAUGGCCGUGUCUGUCAAGAUAAUGUCUCUUACUGUCGCAACUUUAGGUGUGAUAUCCUUUAUAUUUGGAGUCGUAGCUGAGAACAAGAAGCCUGCAUCUGGAACUCCCAUCCCAGGCAAAGGCAUUGUUAUUUGUCAAUAUCCAGCGGACCCAACUGUGGCCCUGGGAUAUCUUUCCGUUGCGUUUCUUCUUGCUUCUUCGAUCGCAGGAUACUUCUCUUUGUUCUAUCCUUACCAAGGAAAAUCCGUUCCUCGAGGUGCCAUGUUUAAGAGCAGCAGUUUCUCUAUUUUCUUCAACAUUGCCCUGUUCACAACUGGAUUGGCUAUAACUUUGCUUGUAUGGCCUACAGUCACCGAGCAAAUUCACUUGACUCGCAACGUUCAUCACAAUCUCGAAGCAGCAUGCCCGACUGCUAAGACGGGUCUUCUGGGUGGUGGUGCAUUUCUAUCCCUUGAUUCAUCCCUCUUCUGGUUGGUUGCCCUGAUGUUGGCUGGAAAUGCUCGAGAGGACUACUUUGAUGAAAUAGAGGAAAACGGAGACAGCGUUGAGGCUCUUAAGAACAACGCAUGAAAUUUCUUCGAUCAAUGAGAAUAAUAAUUCAGUUUCACUUUACUGUUGUGAUUGACUAUUAAGUAAGGACUUAAUUGUAAAUAUGAUAUUCUAAGAAAUGUUCAUCAGUAAAAUUAUAGUCUAAUUGUAUGA
Molecule: messenger RNA, 863 nt
Organism: Cucurbita moschata (crookneck pumpkin)
Lineage: Eukaryota; Viridiplantae; Streptophyta; Magnoliopsida; Cucurbitales; Cucurbitaceae
Exons: 4
Coding region: 162-731 (189 amino acids)
Source: RefSeq, a predicted model, not a curated record